This is a messenger RNA of Xiphophorus maculatus (southern platyfish), 3102 nucleotides long. RefSeq names its product DNA (cytosine-5)-methyltransferase 3B-like (gene dnmt3bb.1). The record is from RefSeq and is a predicted model, not a curated record. The transcript has 22 exons. Gene Ontology annotation, cellular component: nucleus. Gene Ontology annotation, molecular function: DNA (cytosine-5-)-methyltransferase activity, acting on CpG substrates; DNA binding. Bases 162 to 2651 code for a protein of 829 amino acids. NCBI's taxonomy places the organism in Eukaryota, Metazoa, Chordata, Actinopteri, Cyprinodontiformes, Poeciliidae. Gene Ontology annotation, biological process: negative regulation of transcription by RNA polymerase II.
GCUACUGGGGACAAAAUGGGAGUCGACAUUUCCACCUUUAAAAGCCUGCGGCAGCCAAACAUCCGUGUGGGACUCCAGAUCCACCUCGGCUCUCCAGGUCAACAUCUUCCUCCUGCACAAGUUUCAGCUGCGGAUGCGCGCAACAACCGCGGAUAUUGAUUAUGUUUGAAAAGGAGUCAGGAAACCAACUGGACCCGUCAGCUACAACAGCCAUGCCUUCCAACAACUCCGGAGCGAUCCUGUCAGAGAGCAGCAACGUGACUGCCACAGCAGCAGUGAAUGGAGAUACGCCCCUUAUUGCCGAGGGCCUAUCAGAGAACGACAGCGGCGUUGAGUUGACCAAUGACAACAGCCCGCUGACUGCAGCGGAGCCGCCCUCGCCCUUCUGCCCCAAACAGAGCGGGGGCGCCGCAUCGCCGCAAGAUGGUAACCAGCGUACGAGAGGAAGCAGGAAGAGGAGCAGGAAGAGGCCCGAGGAGGAGGAACCGGACUGGGACUCCUACAGCCACAAGCCGUCAGGAACGUCUCAGUUGGGCUUGAGGAACAGACCGAGACCAAGAACCAUCUACCAGGCCGGCCUGGCGGCAAACCCGCAGACCAAACACCGCAGGCAGAACCGCAAACAGGAGCAAAGCCCAGUCAUGUACGCUGCUGGUCCUCGCAGAGCCGCUGGCGUCGUUGCCAGAGAGACGCCAGAGGCGCCAUGUUUGGAGCUGAUGGAGCAAGACUCCAAAGACUCGGCCCAGAGCAGCAGCACCACGUCCAGCUCCGAGGUCCAGCCAGAAUACAACGAUAAUAAAGGCUUUGGAGUCGGCGAGCUGGUCUGGGGGAAGAUCAAGGGCUUCUCCUGGUGGCCGGGCAUCGUGGUGACGUGGCGCGCCAUGGGCAAACGGCAGGCCAGCCACGGCAUGAGGUGGCUGCAGUGGUUCGGAGAUGGAAAGUUCUCUGAGGUUUCAGCGGACAAGCUGGACUCUCUCAUGGCCUUCCCCAAGUUCUUCAGCCAGGCUUCGUACACCAAGCUGGCCUCCUACCGAAAGGCCAUCUUUCAGGCAGUCGAGAUGGCCAGCGUCAGGGCGGAGAAGACCUUUCCCCCCUGCGAGACGGACAAUCCCGAGGAGCAGAUCAAACCCAUGCUGGACUGGGCCAACGGCGGCUUCCAGCCCAAAGGAGAGGAAGGACUCAAACCGACACGCAGCGCCAGCAGUAACCCUCUGGACCACCAGAUCCUCAACGUUUCUCUGCCAGAGUAUUUCCCCAGCGCUAAGCGGCCCAGAGUCAGCCCCUGCAAGGCCAAGGCUGCACCCGAGGAGCCCUGUAGCAGAGAACAAAUGGUGAAUGAAGUACAGAAAAAGAACCGAAGUAUAGAAGAGUUUUGUCUCUCAUGUGGAAAGAUGAGAGCAGCAACCUUCCACCCGCUGUUUGAAGGAGGCUUGUGCCAAACGUGCAAGGAUGUGUACCUAGAGAUCUCCUACAUGUACGAUGACGAUGGCUACCAGUCCUACUGCACGGUCUGCUGCGGAGGCCGAGAAGUUCUGCUCUGCGGAAACGCCAACUGCUGCAGGUGUUUCUGCGUGGACUGCCUGGACAUCCUGGUGGACCCCGGGGCGUCCAACAAUGCCCGGUACCAGGACCCCUGGCGCUGCUACAUGUGCCAGCCGCUGCUGCAGUACGGCGUCCUGAAACGGCGCCACGACUGGAGCCUGAAGCUGCAGGAGUUCUUCGCCAAUGAUAACGGACAGGAGUUUGAGAAACCAAAGAUUUACCCAGCAGUCCCUGCUGAGCAGCGAAGACCAAUCAGAGUCCUCUCCCUGUUUGACGGCAUUGCUACUGGCUACCUGGUUCUGAGGGAUCUGGGCUUUAAAGUGGACCAGUACGUGGCGUCGGAGGUGUGUGAGGACUCGAUCUCGGUGGGUGUGGUCAGACAUGAAGGAAAGAUCCAGUACGUCCAUGAUGUCAGGAACAUCACCAGGAAAAACAUUCAGGAGUGGGGGCCGUUUGACUUGGUGAUCGGAGGAAGUCCCUGCAACGACCUCUCCAUCGUGAAUCCGGCCAGAAAAGGCCUGUUUGGAGGAACAGGAAGGCUGUUUUUUGAGUUCUACCGCCUGCUGAGCGAGGCCAAGCCCAAAGAAGGAGAAGACCGUCCGUUCUUCUGGAUGUUCGAGAACGUGGUGGCCAUGGGCGUCAACGACAAGAGGGACAUCUCCCGCUUCCUGGAGUGCAACCCUGUGAUGAUCGACGCCAUCGAGGUCUCCGCCGCCCACCGCGCUCGCUACUUCUGGGGGAACCUGCCGGGGAUGAACAGUGAAACUGCGUGUUUCAGGCCGCUCUGCGCCUCUGGGAUGGACAAGCUGGAGCUGCAGGAGUGUCUGGACCACGGACGGGUCGCAAAGUUCGGGAAGGUGCGAACCAUCACCACUCGCUCCAACUCCAUCAAACAGGGGAAGGACCAGCACUUCCCGGUGCUGAUGAACGGGAAGGAGGACGUGUUGUGGUGCACGGAGCUGGAGCGGAUCUUUGGAUUCCCGGUUCACUACACCGACGUGUCGAACAUGGGCCGCGGCGCCAGGCAGCGGCUGCUGGGCCGGUCCUGGAGCGUGCCGGUCAUCAGGCAUCUGUUCGCGCCGCUCAAAGAUUACUUCGCCUGUGAAUAAACACAGAAACCACAGGGACCUGAAGAUGUCUCACUCUGUCAGCCACUUUUGCAUGGAGAGAGUUACUUUGAUUCAAACCAGAGCUCCAGGAAAAUGAUGAUUAAAAAAAGAAAAAGCUGAUCGGAUCAUCCAGAAUCAGAACCGGAGCUCAUUAAACUCCCUAAAAACCGGUUUGUUUUCUGAGCCGCUCAGAAAAUAACCAACGAUAAGGCUGAUAAAAUCUAAACAAAACUUCUUCAUUCACAUUUUAAUUGGUAAAAACAAAACCGACACUUAAAAAAAACUCCUUUAUUUUCCUCAUUUUCAUUUAUUUUGACCAAUAAACUGAAGUUUAUUUAUCAAACCUGAGUAAGCAGAGUUGUUUUGCUCAACUUUGCUGCAAAAAAACAAAAUCUUACCAAGUAUCUUCAUCUAGUUUCUAUUGCAAAAAUCUUAUUACACUUCAAAAAAG